Pseudophryne corroboree (corroboree frog) is the source of this 2624-nucleotide messenger RNA. It is a transcript of the gene STARD3, whose product is annotated as StAR related lipid transfer domain containing 3. The record is from RefSeq and is a predicted model, not a curated record. The transcript has 14 exons. Gene Ontology annotation, cellular component: late endosome; late endosome membrane; endoplasmic reticulum membrane. Gene Ontology annotation, molecular function: cholesterol transfer activity; cholesterol binding. The coding region runs from base 164 to 1504 and encodes 446 amino acids. NCBI's taxonomy places the organism in Eukaryota, Metazoa, Chordata, Amphibia, Anura, Myobatrachidae. Gene Ontology annotation, biological process: cholesterol transport.
CCGAUCAGGUCAUGUGAUGUCUUUGUAGUUUCCGUUUCUCGUUACAUCCGGGUUGUUGUGUGACCGGCAGAAGGCGGCACCGGAGGGGAGAGCAGCACCUGUCGGAGAUACGAUGGACCGGUGACACUGUUGCUGAUUCUGGAUAUUUCCUUCAGUGGCCAAUAUGAGUAAACUACCCGGAGAUUUCCAUGCUGAUCUAGAGAGGAGCCUUCCUGCUAUUGCCUCUAUCAAUUCAUCAUUCAGCCAGAGCCUGUCCCCACAGUACUACCUGCAUCCAGAACAGCGCAGGGUCAUCUCUGAUGUACGCCGGACAUUCUGCCUUUUUGUCACAUUUGAUUUGCUUUUCAUAUCCCUUUUGUGGAUUAUUGAGCUCAAUACUAAUAAUGGAAUUAAGAAGAACUUGGAAAACGAGAUCAUCUAUUACAGUUUCAGCACCUCAUUCUUUGACAUAUUUCUUCUGGCAGUAUUCCGGUUCUCUGCUCUACUUCUUAGUUAUGCCAUUCUCCGUCUUCGGCACUGGUGGGCUAUAGCGGUCACAACCCUGGUUACCAGCGCAUUUCUAAUUGCCAAAGUUAUUAUGUCACAGCUCCUUUCCAAAGGGGCAUUUGGGUAUUUGCUGCCCAUUAUUUCUUUUGUGCUGGCAUGGCUGGAGACAUGGUUCCUGGAUUUCAAGGUCUUGACACAAGAAGCAGAGGAGGAUCGAUGGUAUCUGGCUGCUCAAGCUGCUGCUCUUCGUCCUGCUCUUCUGUACCCGGGGGCUACCUCUGACGGACAGUUUUACUCCCCACCAGAGUCAUUUGCAGGGUCAGAUGAUGAGUGUGAUGACGAUGAUGAAGCCGUGGGGAGGAAUGCUGUUACAUCACAAGAUCGGGAUUAUGUAAGGAAGGGAAAAGAGGCCAUGGAAAUUGUAGAGCAAAUAUUAGGACAGGAAGUCAACUGGAAGUUUGAAAAAAGCAACGAUCUUGGAGACGUUGUGUACACACUAGACAUUCCUUUUCAUGGAAAGACCUUUAUCUUGAAGGCGUUUAUUCAGUGCCCUGCAGAGAUUGUGUACCAAGAGGUAAUCCUACAACCUGAGAAAAUGGUUUUAUGGAACAGGACGGUGGCUGUAUGUCAGAUACUGCAGCGUGUGGAUGACAACACCCUUGUAUCAUAUGACGUGUCGUCUGGUGCAGCUGGUGGGGUGGUGUCUCCCAGGGAUUUCGUGAAUAUACGGCGGAUUGAGAGAAGAAAGGACCGAUACUUAUCAGCUGGUAUUGCAGGCACACACCAUGCCAGACCUCCACUUACAAAAUACGUACGGGGGGAGAAUGGACCAGGAGGUUUUGUCGUUCUGAAAAGUUCUCGAAACCCUUCUGUUUGUACGUUUAUUUGGAUCCUCAACACUGAUUUGAAGGGUCGCCUUCCUCGCUACCUCAUCUACCAGAGCCUGGCUGCCACCAUGUUUGAGUUCUGCAGCCACUUGCGCAAAAGAGUCAGGGAAGUUUACAGUGGAUCAACAUAGACUUUUCCUGCCAGUAGUCCUACGCUGUGCUGCCUCCUAGCUGCUGACUAAAGCAUUGACCCGGAAGCUGCUUUCUUCCCACUUAUCCUUUGUUGAACUUAACAGAAGGAAGGACCAUACCGCAUAACACAUGCAAUAUUCCCGGUGGCUACGGAAAACUCCUACUAGUCUUUCUGACGCAUCUGAUUAAGGAAAGUUGUUGGGCUUUUUCUGGUUGGUUUUUGAGGAAUGCUGAGGAACUUGGACAUACUUCUAUACCAAGUGAGAUCAUGUGUUAAGUGCUGAUGUUUGUUGCGCCCUGUUCCUGCCACAUCAGUCACUAUACAGUCAUACUGCAGAUGACCCUCUAUAGCGGAGAAUGCUGUAAGUGAAUAGCGUCUGAGCCACUAAUUAAGUUUUUAUUAUUAUAGAAAUGAAACUGACUGGCAGGGCUCCCUGUUUAUUUGGGGGCUUAGGAGUUGACCCUAUGCUGGGCAUGCAGGGUUAAUGUCUCCCAAAUUAAGUGACUUUAAUGGAUUGCAGAGAUCCAGUUUACAAAUCUGAAUGAGUUUGUACUGCUUGUCUCUCAUUGUUUGGCUGUAGUGAGUAAUGGAGGAUACCCCGGUCAAGUAAGUAGAGGGGAUGCACUGAAGAUUUGGCAAAACGGUUUGUUCACUAAAUAAUUUUCAUUGUUUUAACACCUUAUAUUCCAGUACAUGCAUUUGGUGAGGUGUUAACACAUCUUAAUGUUUUCUUUAGUUAGAAUCACCACUCCUAAAUAAUUUCACUUGUUUUUAUUCUGCAAAUUAUUAUAUUUUUCUCUUAUGUCAAAAUCAUGCAGUGCCUACCAGCCGUCUUAUUUUAUGUUACAGUUUCCAGCAUACCUCCCCAUACUGAGAGUUGUAGCGUAGUAGUGACUGUGAAAGUUUGUGUUCCACUGACCAGUCAGCCACCACAAGGUGCAGCGGGGGGUUUAUGAAAUGCCUGGCAUCUUAUCCGUCCUGAUCAAUGUUUUGUCAGAUUCAUUUAAAGAAGAUUCAGUCUUGCUAUGUUUUUCUAACGCAAUCUCAGACAUUUUUUGUUUUUCGAAAUUUUUAAAGAAAACCAAAAAAAAAAUCUUGAUAAAAACAUUUAAAUAAAA